Spodoptera litura is the source of this 4574-nucleotide messenger RNA. Its product is annotated as sodium-independent sulfate anion transporter. Gene Ontology annotation, biological process: transmembrane transport. The record is from RefSeq and is a predicted model, not a curated record. Gene Ontology annotation, cellular component: membrane. Lineage: Eukaryota; Metazoa; Arthropoda; Insecta; Lepidoptera; Noctuidae.
UCGACACGGUUUCGUUGCGAAAGGUUUUUGCACUCGAAAAUAAUUUAAAUAAAAUAUUUAUGUCAGUGUAUUGAACUAUUAUUCAAUGAGUAGAACGUCGUGAUGUGUAUAAAUUGCUAAAAUUAUAAAUUAAAGGCUUUACUGCAAGGAAGAAUAGACAACAGCUGUGCUGCGGUGGUCCACAGCAGAAAAAUGUCAUCGCCGUCCAAACUUCGAUCCAAGAGACAGGCUCGAUACAGACGUCUGUUACACAAACGACUCCCAAUCACAAAAUGGCUUCCAGAAUACAACACGGAAAAGGCUCUAGCAGAUUUAAUUGCAGGCAUCACAGUGGGCCUUACGGUGAUACCACAGGCUCUGGCAUAUGCGACACUGGCUGGACUUAGUCCGCAGGACGGUCUCUACUCAUCGUUUAUGGGAUGUUUCGUCUACAUAGUGUUUGGGUCUUGUAAGGACAUUACUUUGGGACCGACAGCAUUGCUGGCCCUCAUGACUUAUCAACAAAUACAGGGUAGAAACCCUGACUAUGCUGUAUUACUCUGCUUUUUGUCUGGUGUAGUACAACUCGGAAUGGGGUUAUUACAUUUAGGUGUUUUAAUAGACUUCAUAUCAGUACCAGUCACGGUUGGGUUCACCUCAGCUACAUCUGUGAUUAUCGCCGUUUCACAACUGAAGGGCCUUCUAGGACUUCAAUUCAAAUCUGGCGGAUUCUUAGACACUGUUAAAAAGGUCAUAACCAAUAUACCGAAUGCAAGAUUAGCAGACAGUACUUUAGGAAUAUCCUGUAUAGUGCUACUUUUACUAAUGCGAAAAAUGAAAGACGUCAAGCUGCCAGCCAGUCAAAAAGGUUUAAAGAAAACUCUUUGGUUGCUCUCGACCUCAAGAAACGCGAUCGUGGUAGUAGGUUGUUCCGUAGCUGCGUUUUUAUUUGAGACAUAUUCCACUCAGCCGUUUAAAUUAACUGGAACUGUCAAAGAUGGUCUCCCUUCGCUGAGUUGGCCUCCGUUCUCCACAGCCGUGAAUGGCAGAUACGUAGGCUUCAUAGAAAUGUGCUCAGACCUCGGCUCCUCGAUAUUCAUAGUUCCUGUUAUCGCUGUGUUAGGCAAUGUGGCUAUUGCUAAAGCUUUUGCGAGUGGCGAGUCAGUAGACGCGACGCAGGAGUUGAUAACGCUGUCAUUAGCGAACAUUUUCGGUUCAUUCGCCGGUGCCAUGCCGAUCACUGGGUCGUUCUCUAGGAGUGCUGUGAACCAUGCCAGUGGAGUGGCCACGCAGUUUGGUAGCAUUUAUACAGGUGUACUGGUGUUACUGGCACUCAGUCUUCUGACUCCGUACUUCUAUUUUAUCCCGAAGGCGGCGCUGGCGUCCGUAGUGAUAUGUGCUGUGAUAUUUAUGAUAGAAUAUGAGGUUGUAAAACCAAUGUGGCGGUCUCGUCGCGCGGACUUGUUGCCUGCGUUCGCAACGUUCGCGCUGUGUCUGUCGGUGGGCGUCGAGCUCGGCAUCCUGGCCGGCGUCGCCGUCAAUGUCAUACUACUGCUGUACCCCAGUGCCAGGCCACAGCUUGAAGCUGAAAUUAUUACGAACGCAUCGGGCUUCAGUUACGUUUUAGUAACUGUAGGCAACAGUCUGUACUUCCCUGGCGUGGAGUACAUCAGACAGUAUGUAGAGAGAGCUGCUAAGAAGCAAGGCGGGUGUAGCAUGCCCGUUGUCAUUGAUUGCCGAUAUGUGUUAGGCGCAGACUUCACAGCGGCCAAGGGUAUGUGCGCGCUGUCGAGGUCGCUGGCUGCGCGCGGGCAGCCGCUGGUGCUGCUGUCGCCGCGCGCCUGCGUCGCCGCCGUCUUCAGCGGCGCCGGGGGCAAUGUCGUCGUUGUACUCACUCAUGCUGAACUGGACUCCACUCUACAUAGUCUUACAGGUCAAAUACCAUUACAACUAACCAGCAAAGAACACACACCGCCUCCAAACUACGACUCGCUAAAACAGUCAGACGAUGACGUCACAGAAGUAGUCAUCAUUGACGAUCAGAACAGUACGCCACUAUUGUGCAAGAACGGUACAGCACUAUCUCAUACCAACGGGGGCAAUGAUACGUGACGGUAUUAAUCUUUAAUUAGUUUUAUUCUAAUAGUAAAGUGUAGCUGAUUUUUAAUGGUUUUAGAUUUUGAAAUCGAUUGUUUUUAUGAUGAUAAUUAGACCAAUUUCAAAUUAGUUCUUAUGUAUGUUUGAGUUUCGGAUUAGCUUGAACGGUUUCGAAUAAAAUCGGAGCUCAUAAAAUUGUGGUAAUCAAUAUAAUAUCCUGAUAUUAAUGAUUUCUUAUUACCAGUGAUAGUCUAAAACCAUUAAUUAAAGUAUCAGCUAGCUAGUAGAUAUUUGUGUAGAUAUACGUACAAGUUCGACAGUGUCCUUCGCGUAGAUAGUUCCUAAAGUAUGUUUAUGUGAGUAAAGUACUUAAUUAUAUUUGGUUAGUGUUGAAAUUUCUAAUUAAAGUGCUUGUAGUAAACCAUAGUUAUUUUUACCUAUGAAAAACGGCAAUUUUAUAGGAAGAGACCUAUUAAUAAGAACCCCUCUUUUACUUUCCUCGUUUAUGUAUGUAACUGUGUAUGAAUGUCACCAACCGUCCUAUAUUGUCUGUAUACCCCUAAUAAUGACUUUCAAUCUUAAAAUUUUACCAAAUUUGUUCUAGCGUUUAAUAUUAAUUUAAAAAAAGAAUUUAAUACGUAACUUGUGAGACUAUGCAACAAGUGAGCUUCUGAUAAUGCAUUAGUGCUAGAACUUAAUAUAAAAAUUAAGAAAAUCGUUCCUAUUUAAAACCAUCAUGACUUCCAUUACAUUAAAUAUCCCCUUUCAACAUUCCGCUUAUAAAUGUAUUUGAAAGUCUGAUCUUCAUCUUCCAUUAAGUAUUCGAAUCGAAGUUUAAAUAUUUUCCAACUCAAUUCCUAUUUCCCAUAUCCAAUAAAGUUUGACUGAUACUGUUGCUUAGGGUGCGUCAAAAUCUAACCGAUAUACCGCUACCAAGUACAUACGAAGUGCACUUUUGCAUUGUUCAUGUUCACAGAGCUUGAGAGGGAGUGGGUUAAGUUAAUACUUCCUCUAGGUAGCAUAUUUGUGUUCACCGAAUAGUAGUGUGAUGUUUUGUUUGUCCAAUAGUAAAUUUCCUAAUGUCAAUCCAUUGACAAAUUACGUGAUUGGACAAAGAGAACCACGCGUUACAUAACCGUUUGAGCAAAAUCACUGUAACCAUUAUUGGAAUAUCAACCUUAUUGUAAACACUUACUGUUUUGUUCUCGGCCUCCCUUACCUCUGCAUUUGUAAGUUGCAGCUCCGCGGCUCUCAGACAAACUUAUAACAACUAUUUUCCUAAAUAAUUUAUUGACUAUUGUCGACCUUGUACAGAAUAAUGAAUAAAUUAGAGUAAUAAAGUAGAUUAAAUUAAUUAUACAUUUGCAAUUAAUUUUUCCUGGCGUUCAACGCUGUAUUUUGUGUGACUGUCAAGUAUCUCGAAAUCGAAGUACUUUAAAUCAAUAAAAUACAUAAUAAUCAAAUAGUAUGCCUAGAAUGAAUAUAUCGGUGUUAGAUUUGAUGUGAACUUUAGUGGUACCAGAUCAUUUUUCAAAUAUUUGCCUCAAAAUCUUAUAAUUCUGAUAGUUAAUUAUUACGUUUCUGGCUUACUCACGUGACUGAUUGACAAGGAACUUGACUAGUUUCAAGCCAUGCUAGAGGCUCAUAUUCAUGUGCAGCAUUCCGCGAUAUGAGAAGCAGCGACUGUACAGUUACGUGAGUAAAGCUAAAAUAUAAUAAUGAAUUUAGUAAGUGUCACGAAAGGAUUAAUAUAAUUCUGAUAAUCUAUAGAUAUUAUCUUGAUACGAAUUAGUACGAAUUAUGUAUCCGUAUCAAUUUUACGGGGCCCCGUAAACUAAAGCAUGCGUUCAAAGGUUGGCAGAAACUUAAGAAAAAUAAAAGUAAUUAAGGUCCGCUUAUUAGGGUAGAGGAAGUUGCCUGAAAAUAUUUUCGGUUUUCACACAAAUUAUAAGUACCUCUAUUUUAUGUAAAUAUCUCUUUUGAGAAAUUUUUACCCUUCAAGAGCUCGUAAACAAAUUUUUAUAUGGGGCCCCCAAUGCACGCUACGCCACUGUGUAUCAGUUAAGUGUGAUAAUAUAAUGUAGUGAGGGUGUGCAAUUUUAUCCACUUUUAUUGUAUUACAUUAAAAAAAUCAAAUACCAUAAUACCAGUAAAGUAGAAAUAUACACAUGAUAUAAAUACCUACGUAUUAGUCCUUUCUAAGUAAAUAAAAAAACUAGAAGACAGCUUCUUCGACCGCCCUAUCCGUUCCGACUUUGCAAGGGUGCUAUUUUCCUACUUGCUUAUUUUAUUUAAGAACUUCCUCCAAACACAACAUAAAAGGUUUACUUAAAUCUGUCCACUCAUUUUCGAGUUUUGCAUCUAUGAUUUACAUUUCAUGAAUAGAAUAAUGAACAAAUGAUCCUAACAUAUACACUGUGAAAAUUAUUUCGUUUUCGUCCCACGACAAAACCUACUGUGGCACAUCUCUGCAUCACCCCAUGGUUGACUGUUAGAGA